AAUAUUGAAUCGGCGGAAUAUAAUCAAUCGCAGUUAAUUCUCUUGUAUCACGCAAAGAAGUGCUCUUGGCCAUUUAAAGUUGGCGCGUCACGGAAUGAGCGGCGAGCGUCGAUACGGAAGCAGCGACGCUGGCGGUGCGCAGCGGCGGCGCACUGUACUAACGACGAGUUCUACGGCGUCCUCCGAUUUUAUUCACGGAAAGUGUAUCGCCAUAUUGCUUCCGUGAAUUAUGUGAAAUAUUUGUGCAUUUCUCUUCAAUUAUGACUGUAAUAUCGAAAUCAAGUGAACAAAUACAAUCCACAUUACAAGUGUAACUGGAAGAAUAUACAUUUAAGUGUCUCGGUCGUGCACAUAACGCGAAAAAGUGUAGCGUCGGGCAAAUGUCUUAUGAGAAGAUGGAAGUGGUGAACCCGGCCGAGAAGGAGGCGAGUGAAGUUCUGCACUCCCUCUUGUCGGUCGAGCGUCGAAGUGUGGACAGCAAGGAGACAAUCAUAGUGACCAUACCGUCGGACCAGAACGGCGGCGGCGAAUAUGGGGAGAGUGCCCAGUGGCACACCCCUGUGAUGGGGCAGCACUCUGUAUUUGAACUGGGUGCUGCUCAGAAUAUGCAGCAGCAUAACUAUAAUGGACAUCAGGAACAGGUUCUUUGGCAAGGUCAUACAAUCCAAGUAGAGAAUGGCGAUGCCAACAUUCAAGCCAUGCAAGGGACAUAUGGUAUUGAGUUUGAGACCAAUGUUGAAACUGCAGACUUGGAUGUUGAAACUAAGCCAAAUGUGGGAAAGAAAGCUGGUGUUAAAAGAAAGAAAAAAGCAGAGUCUGAUAGUGAUGAGGAGGUCCUGGAUAAUAAACUGGAGGAUAAUCCAGCUCAGGUAAAUGAGAGGCUCAAAAGAGGUUGUGAUUGCAAAGACAAUUGUUAUCGAGGACUCAAUCCAGAGGCAGUGUAUCGCCAUCGGCUGAAUAUCGCAGAACUGACCAAAAGUGAACAUGACAUGUAUUUGAUGGGUAUCACCAUGGCUAGUUUGGCCAACCCUGCUGAGACAUCACGGCAUAAGGUCAGGAGGAGAUUGAGAGCUUGCUACGUUUACCAAGGGAGAAAGGUUUGUUUAGAAGCUUUCUUGUACCUAGAAAAUGUGACACAUUAUCAGCUCAAGAGAAUCCGGCAGCAUGUUAUGACACACGGCGUCGCGCCGAGGAUACACGGCAAUGUUGGUAAGAAACCGUACAACACCUUCACACUAGACAUCUACAAACAUGCUACCAAUUUCCUAAAGGAGUACCUCAAACAGCACGCAAGCUCGCCGAAAGAUGUCCAACCUUCUGGAGAAGGUAAAAAGGCCAGCAAAACUGUCAUCAUUCAAGGGGACUCGAGAAAGCACUUAUUCGAAGCCUACAAAGAAUACGGGGAAAUCUUGGAGCCUGGAGUAAAACUUAUGGGGUAUUCCACCUUCCGAGCUUUCAUGAAAGACCAGUUCCCUCACGUGAAGUUCGCGACUAAGAAACAGGAAUUACCAAAAGACAUGGUGCCAUUCCGUAGCGGCAAGUGCAUGACGUACGACAAGAAUAAGGAUCCGAUUAGGAUACAGCAGGAAAAGGAGAAGGCUGACGCGAAAAAGGCAGCAAUGGAGCAGAAGAAGAAAGAGGAGCACGAACGGGAGCAACAAGCUCAGCAGCAGGCACAGCAGCAGCAGCAAGUGCAACAACAGCAGCAGCAACAACAACAGCAACAACAGCAGCAACAGCAGCAGCAACAGGUACAAGUGCAGGUUCAACAGCAUCAGCAGAUGCAGAACCAGCCCCACGUGGUCAUACACCAGCAACAAUCGCAGCAGCAACAGCAGAUGCAGCAGCAAAUGCAGCUGGUGCCGCAAGUGAGUCAGCACCAGCAAGUGCUGACGCAGCAAGUUGGUGGGGUACAGCAGGUUUCCCAACAACAUUUGCAACCGCUAGGGGUCUCCGAAGAUAACGGUCAACCAGUAGAAAUGGCGCAGCAAGUCAUACCCUUGGCGGUAGUACAACAACCGCAACAGGCUUACCUCGUCACACCUGUCUCGCACUUUCAGACAAGGGUCCAAGGCGCCUGGUACAGACAUUGACAAGAUACCACAUCCUCAGAAGAUUUUUCUAAAUGUGUGGAACAGAGAGUGGGCAUAAUUUCAGAUGAAUGCCAGUUAUUGAGUGUCAAGUUUUCAAGUUAAAACUCUACAUUGGCAUUGACGUGAAUCUGGUACUAGAGUUUUUAAGUUAAAAACUUAACACUUGUGGUGCGUUAAUUUGUCAUCAUUGUAUGGAGUUGUCAAUUUCGUAAAGACCUUCCAUGCAAAGCGAAAGAUUUAUACUUUGAUGUUAUGUUGCUCAUUUGGAAACUUCAUCAUAGUAUAGGAAUACAGUCAGUGGUAUAUUAUCAAAUAUAAUAAUAUUAUGUUCUUACGGCUGAAAUUAUCUAAUAAUAAUUUAAUCCUAUUCUGUAAUCUGUUGAUAGGUUCCUUAGCACCAGUCGGAAAGGGCGUGGGUUUGAAUCCCACCAGGUCACCAUAUUGUGUCAAUAAAAGGCGUGUAGGAUGACAACUAACUUUUAUUGCUAAAUACCCACAACAGCAACGUCGUUAUUUAUCAAAGCUUUCAGAAUGCUUUCAGACAAUUAACAACGUUGCUAAGCAACUUAUUGACAAAUUAUGGAUCGGAUGGAUUUCGGCCGCUAGGCAACUCCACACAAAUUGACAGAUUUGUGCCAACCACAAUGAGGAGUUUGUGUAACUAUUUACACACAAGAGUCUUGUCUUGACUGAACUAUUGAAAUGAAGUUUCCACUGUUAACGUAAUUCAGUAAUGAGUAUGUUAAUUUAUGUAAGGCCAUUUGUAACUUUGGCAAUAAGUUAGCAAAGAUACUUAGGUUUACUUUACACCUUUUCAGUAUUGGGUUUAGUAACUGAUUUGUAAGGGUAGGGCCAAAUCUGGUGGAAAUUCGGCGCUUGGAAUAUUGCGAGCGGAAUUUCGCUUUAACCACUACCUGUGUCUGUCACAUUAGUAAAUGAGUGCAGUUACACUAAGUGAAAACUGACAAAAUGGGUGUGGCCAUCAAUUCUAAAUGACUAAUAUUCAAAAUAUUUUAUUCAAUUAGACUUUUACAAGUCGUUAUGAGCGAGAUAAUGAAGAAUAAAGUGCAAUUUUUCUUUGAAGUUUUUGUCAGAAUCGCAAAUGAGCGAUGUCUUAUAUCUUGCUCAAUUGUAUGCAUCAAAACUCAUAAAUAAUAAUUUAGUUACAUUUUAAAAGCUAAAUAAAUCAUUAGUACCGUAGCGUGUACCCUUUAAUUCACUAAAAGCACAAGCUUUUAAUGAAUUAAAGGGCAACCACGCGCAAAUUCAAACUCCUAACUUCAAUGAUACUUUGCGUAUUGAAGUGAUAUAAAAGUGUAAUAUAUAAUAAUUAAUGUGCUCUAAGCACUGGUAUUAGACAUAUUUCAAUGUAAUAUUUACUCAGUUAUGGCCGUCAAUAGAGCGAAAUUUCACGCGCAUUUUUGUCCUCGCGAAAUACGACUAGAUUUGACCCUAGCCUAUAUAACAACAACUAUACUUUGUAAGUAUACAA
Messenger RNA from Maniola jurtina (meadow brown), 3585 nucleotides. RefSeq lists its product as uncharacterized. The coding region runs from base 381 to 2093 and encodes 570 amino acids. The transcript is spliced from 4 exons. NCBI's taxonomy places the organism in Eukaryota, Metazoa, Arthropoda, Insecta, Lepidoptera, Nymphalidae. The record is from RefSeq and is a predicted model, not a curated record.